AACUCUAGUAACAUUGGUGUGGGUGGAAACGACUGCCAAGAGCUGAACUCGACUUUCGUUUUGUGGAGGCGAGAGGUAGAGUUCCCCAGCUCGGGUCCGCGAGCGCUUGACGAGAGACUUUGCCGCGAUUAUUACCGGUCCACACGUGGAAGGCGGGCCCGCCUACCCGAGUCUGCAGACAGCCACCCGUUUCUCCCCCUACCCAGCCCUACCCUUUUGCCGAGCGUGUCCUCCCCUGUUCCUCCACCCUCUCCCCCCACCACAACGGUUGUGAGCGGCCCGACAGCGAGGCUGGCCGCAAGACGCGGCGCUGUGGGUCCCCGCCCCGCACGGCGUGUGGAUGGAGGAGGCUGCCGCCCGCCGCCCGGUCGAUACGCCAGCGCUGCCGCGCGUCCAGCACCAGCAGCAGCAAAGCAGCAUCGCCGACAUCCCGACGUGGGACCCACAGCCAGGUCUGGAGGAGCCAGCGUGUUGCUGUGAUUGGCUCGCCAGCCGUCUCACAGCCCGGACAGCCCGUCACGGGAACAGGUCCCCGCCUCACGAGCCUCACUCUCACUGCUCCUCACACAGAGAUGCUCGGAGACAGGGAGGGGGGCUGAGGAUGCCGGACACAGACCUGCCAGUGUCAUUGUCUACAGCAGCACCACAGUGUCAAGAUCGCCUUUAGUGCUUGCCUGCCUUGUCAAGCAAAGAAAAGGGGAAGAAAAAAAAAAAACAACAACAACAAAAAAAUAAACAAAAAUAAGGUGCGACACUUUUCGCCAUUGGUGGUCGUGACUAAGGAUCUGGCGACUGGCGUCCUGCUCACCUGGUGACUCGGAAUAACUGCAGACAGACCUUGCAGACGAAAAGCAUCCAGUUGGUCUGGUCCAACAUUUUCGGAAAGAAAACGGAUAAACCGCAGGAGAAGGAGACUUUGUAGUCGUGUAAUCGCCAAUAAACAUCUUGCGGCCCUAAGGGGCUAGUGUUGUCGUGGUGCUAUCAGCAGGACAGUUCUUCAUUCAUUCCUCCUUCAUUCCUUUACCAGCAUCCGGCCACUAGUGCCUCCUCGCCACCUCCUGCCACUCCCGAAAAAAAAUCACAAGACGAAAGUAGAGAUGGUAAUCUUGAAGACGUGGUACAGGACAUGACAUCGCCGGCUGUCGUAGGUUUCUGAUGGCGAGCAUUGUCAGCUGGUCAAGGUGUAAGACACUCAGCAACCGAUGUAGACAAUCAUAAUCAGUCUAGACAUGCGAGGUUAGUGUAGACACUUAUAGACAGUGUUAUUAUUUGUCUCAGCGUUCAACACCAGCUGACUUCAAGAAGAGUGUAGAUAGUUAUCGACUCUCAAUGUAGACAUUCAUCAUCAACAGUGAAGACAUUCAUUAUCACCAGUGUAGACGUUCACAGCUAAUGAAGUCGUUCAUGUGUUCACAUCGGGAACAAGUGAGGCGUCAGGCAGGAAAUGACGCACCGAGUUCGGGGACAUGUCGCCUGCAUGGGACUCCAUCCUCCAUCGAGCCGCCCUGUCGCACCGGCUGACUCUCGGGAUCAUUCGGUAAUCGGCAGACAUCUUAUGACAGCGACCUGCAGGUGAUGCCAACUUAGUUGCAGACAAAAAUCGACUUUUUCUUUCAGCAGGGUGUCUCUUCAAGACGAAAGCCUGUUAAUAUGUUGUCACUGAGUGCAGACGAGCACUGCUUCAAGAGAGAAAACUCGAAUUGUUUCAGCAUUUCUGAAAAACUUUGGAGAAAAAUGCUGUUUGAAUUAAACGAAUUCCUUAUCAAGCCACAACCUUUUGUCGCUACAAUCAAAAGUCAUUAAUAAAAGAAGGGAAGUACCUGCAAGGGAGGACAUAUCUUGAAUAAGGGAGCAAACAAAAACAGAGAUCAAUCCGCGGUCCUUUUUUUUUUAAAGAAAGGACAAAGCAGUAUUCACUUGAUGAGACUUUAAAAAGUUUUGAAUAGUCAAACUUUUUUAAAACCUGUAUUAAAUCUCCGAGUGUUUUUAUUGGCUUGCUAGUUAUUGUUAGUGACAGUAUAUGUGACAUCUUCGCCCUUUAACCCUUGUGUCACAUGUCAAGGAACAAGAGUUUUUCUUUCUAAAGGCAAAGAAACAACUUUAAGAACCAAGGAGUGCGGAGGUUUUCAUUAAACUGUCACUGUCACUGUCACUGUCACUAGACAGAAGCUCCUGAUGCCACGAACUUUCACCUCCAUCUCCCGAUGACGAAGAUUGGGGGUGUGGGAACAAGAAAAAGCGAGAUUUCGGAGGAAUUCAGUGAGUGACAAAAGGUGGACUGGGAGGGGACAUCCCAUAAGGUCAAAUCUCACCUUUGAUAAUCUAUCACAAUAAGCAAGUAAACAAACAAAGGUGCAAUGACGGCGAUACCUUGCUGUGUAGUCCAACAGAACUCUUGGAGCUGCGACAGUUUGUAGGACAGGACCAUCUAUAGAGCACCAGACCCUAUCCCGCUUGUCCACUAAAACUACCGGCUGUCUUUUAGGACCUCAUCAACAUCUGAGAUGGCACAUCAUAAACCGGCAACUUCAGACAGUUUAAGCUCUUCUGCCAGUCUGGAAAGUCAAAAAGAAGAAAUGUUUGGGGCGUUUCAGAGCUGGGCGAUCAAAAAUUACGGCGACAGUGGAAAAACAAAAACUGUUACUCGGAAAAAAUACGAGCGCAUUGUCAGGACGUUAACGGGUGAGGAGCAGUCAUCUGCUGAAAACUCCAAAUUUCGAUUCUGGGUAAAAGCCAAGGGAUUUCGUCUCGGCCCCCUCGAAUCCAGUCGACAUGGAGGCGGAGCACCUCGGCGAAUCCUCUACGUGCCGUCAAGAAACUCAGAGGGACCUGGAUGCAGCGAGGAGGAGCGGAGUUACAAACGCGUGGCCAUCGUGGAGGAGUUCUUCCACAUCAUCUACAACGUCCACGUCGAGAUGGACGGCAGGGGCGGCAAACAUGCUGGGCAAAAACGCACCUACAGAGCUAUCGCAGAGACGUACAGCUUCCUUCCCCGUGAGGCGGUGACGCGGUUCCUGAUGUCCUGCACCGACUGCCAAAAGCGGAUGCAUCUCUCGCUAGAGGGCAACAACAACACGGCAGCCGCAGCCAAUCAAAAUGAAUCUCCCUCGCUUCCCGCCGAACCAGCAUGUCACGUGACUGACGACCCACCCAUCAUCGAUUUCAGUGUACCCAUCACCCAGACGUACCUCAACCACAUGCGCAACAAAGGCUACAUGUCGGACUACUCCUGCCAUGAAGAGGAAAGCCUGUCCAGCGCAGACAGCGACAUGAGCACGGAGACGUCCCCCUCCACCAACAUGGACUCCGCCACCCACAGCAUCGACGGUAAAGACUCUGUGUUUGGUGACCAGCAGAGUAGCACCCCCAUCAACAUGGCAGCCACCACCCAGCCUCCAGAAGUGCCAGACGGAGCCUGCGCCCUGUCCCCUAGAAACGCCACGACACCAAACAAGUCGCCGACGCCAGACAAGGUUGUGGAGAGCAAAGGUCACCCCGAGCGGAAACGGCGAGCGAGCAACGAGAGCGAAGAUAGUGCUAUCACCAAGACAAGUGAAGGCGGCGCGGCUGAUGACGUCGCCAACAGCAAGGAUGAAGAUGAUGAUGACAAUGACGACGAUGACGAGAAGGGGCCUCCGGGACACAACUACGACCCAGAGAGGCUGAAGGCCUUCAACAUGUUCGUGCGGCUGUUCGUGGACGAGAAUCUCGACCGCUCGGUGCCCAUCUCCAAGCAGCCGAAGGACAAGAUUCAGGCCAUCCUGGAGGCGUGCGACCGGCAGUUUCCAGAAUUCCACGAACGCUCACGCAAGAGGAUUCGCACGUACCUCAAGUCUUGUCGUCGGAUGCGGCGGUCUAAAGAGCAGAACGGCUGGGAACCGCACCUGCGUCCCACGCCUCCACACCUGACGUCAGCAGCUGCAGAAGGUCUCUUGGCGGCGGCGUGUGAAAACGAGAGCCAGAACGCCAAGCGCAUGCGUAUGGGGCUGGAACCACUUCCGGCAUCAGUUAUGAAUGCGGCCAGGGAGCUGGGUGGAGCCGCCGCCACCCUCCUGCCCGUCCCUCCUUCCUCCACCGCCUCCACUGCCACCACACCUCAACAGCAACAGCAGCAGCAGCAAGCGGCGCCGACAUCAGGCUCGCAGACACAGUCGCUGCUAGAACGUCCCAGCUCCAUAGCUGCAGGCGCCCCCGCCACAGACUUCCUCCGCCAUCAGCCGCCGCCUCCAGCAGCCUUCCGGGCUGCCCCAGAGUUCCACGCGCCAUUUUUCGCCAACGGCAACGGCCUCUUCCGACCUGGCUUCGCUGCUUACCAGCACCCGGCGCACCAUCAUCCGGCACCAGCCGUCCUGCAGCACCCACCCUUAUCAGGCACUGCAGUGACCAAUGGAGAUUUUGUGCCUACUGACCUAAGCAUGAAGAAGAGUAACUCUAAAAACCAGCUGAGUGCAGCGGAAGUGACGACAAUCAAACAGUUAAUCGCUGGGUACCGCGAGUCGGCUGCCUUCCUGUACAGAUCCGCCGACGAACUGGAGCAGCUCCUCCUACAGCAGAACUAGGACCACGUCCUCCUGCAGCACAACAGGAACAGGUCCACAGGUCCAGGAGCAGCUUCUCCUACAACAGAACUAGGACCAGGUCCUCCUGCAGCACAACAGGAACAGGUCCUUAAGUCCAGGAGCAGCUUCUCCUGCAGCUGAGACAAACGCGGGUCAUCGUGCACCGAACCUCGGGGUCAGCUACCCGAGGUGUGUUGCGGACAAAACAAUGAGGCACCGUGUCUGAGGGCGCAGUGCCUUGGUUGCUAUGACCCUGUGUAAGAGAAACUGGGGCCAGGUCUCCUCUAAACAUAUCCUGCGAUUGAAAGGUUAAUGAAGCUUUUGGUGUCUUGCAGAAACAAAAAGGACGAGUAGAACCUAUUGGAAAGUUAUUUAUGUCUGUUAUUGUUUUAAUCUAUUGUUUGAAACCUUUUUAGUGCUUUUUUCAUGUUCUUCAUUGGAGCAGGGUGCUGGACCUCGUGAUGUCUGUAACGGUGUCAGAUAUCCGUUACUAGUUGGUGUGAGCACUUUAUGGACACAUCCAGCUUGUCAUCCCCUGCCACUGAGGAGGAGGAGGUUCUGUUUGAGAGGGAGGAGGAGGGCAUCUCCAGUAGAGGACAGCUGCGAUGCCUUUGUGUUGAAACUGCUAACAAAAGAACUGCUCUGUCAGGCGUGGAGACGAGAGUCGUGUUGGGGCUACUUUUUACAGUUUUCGCACAACAUUAAUACGGUGUAUUAAAUCCCAGUCCAAAUCCCAGUUACCGCCUUGUAAAUCAACUUUUUUUGUUGUUGUUUUUUUGCAAUUCGCUGUUUUCAGUAUUCGGGCUUUAGUCACGCAGCUGUUUUCGAUGUCGUUCAGAUGUCUAUGAAGUACAGUACGAAGUUCGGUCCGCAGACUGUCGUACAGUUUGUGACUGUACAAUACAGUUUGUGACUGUCCAGUACAGCUCCUUGUACAGUUUAUCAUGUCAAACCCAUUCAAGCUGACGACACACCGGUGUAGGCUGCUUUGCGUGAAAGAAACUCCUGUAAGUGGUCUCCUGUACUGAGUGACUCCCCAUACAGUUAUCCUUCAGGCAUUGGUUAUUAUUUUUUUUUUAAAUUAUUAUUAUUUUUUUUUAUUUUAGUAUGUUAUGCGAGACAUCUACAAAAAUCGCGUCCGUUUGUCGCCACAGAAGACAAGCGGCCAUAUUGCGCACUGGCAGCAUUUGACGGUCACUUUGUAGCAAGUAGUAGUUGGACGUACCUCUGACCUCUGACCCAGGGGUGAUUUUGACCCGAUCUCUUUUGCAUAAACUGCGAGUUUCUACGUGACGUCCUGCGAAUGAACUGAAGAGACUUUACUGGGUUUUUAAAAGAUCAAAGAUAUUUCCAACAUGUUCGACCCAGUUACAUCCGGAGGGUAUGAACACACCCGGACAGGUCACGAAGCUGGAGGCUUUCAUGCUCAAACCAUGUUGGCAGAUGACACGUGUUGUCAUCAGGUUUAUAUUUCCAGCCUCGUUCAUCAUACGCAGAGGACACGUGGAUUUUGUAAGUCCUUGCUGGAAGAAACCCCGCCUUGUAGACUAUGUGUAGGUAUCAAUCCACCCGUAUAUCCCUCAGCCACCCUACCCCACCCCUCGUGAAAUAUCGUCUGGUGACAAUUGUUCCCAUUCUUCCCUUUCUUGUUACUGUCGUCUGAUAUGGCCGGCUACCAUUUACUGUUAACCGUUUUCUUACCUGUCCGAACCCCCUUUUUAAGCCGUACAAUCAGCAGGCUUCUAUUUUUGUCUUCAAGGCCUUUUGUUAUGACGUCACAGGUUGUGGACGCGUCGAUCGCUGGCGCACAGAGAACAGUUUAUUUCUUUUUUUUAAACCUGGUUGCCAGCAUGACGUCACCAAUUUGCCUUUCACGGUGUUGAUGUCGUUCUUACGUCGCUUUUUUGGGGUCACAGCUCGUGCUAUGGUGCCGUUGCGGGGGGGACGCCGGGGUCGAAGACCGUUGGGGUCCUCGCUGAUGUGGGAGGCAGUGCCAGCGUCGGCUGCAUUGCUGGACAAUUAUAGCAUGGGAUGUGACGCCACGCCAUCAAGACUGUGCUGUAUGAUGUGACAUUCAAGUGCCCUCAAUUCAAAAUCUCGCGAGAUUUCAACUUUACGUCGACGAGAUCUUUGUUCAUGUGAAAAAUAUUAUUGUUUCGUGCAUGUCUUUGAACUUUACUACUGUACAUUAACGACGUCAUAAUGUGGGUCCCUCUCAUUGCCCCUCCCACCUUUUUGUUGCAAUCGGUUUGCAGAUGGUUGAAUUGUGAUGUCAUACUAAGUGGGUCCUGAGUGCUCUGUCCCUCAACGGCUGACAGAAGGCAGGACGAGAGGUUGUCUCCAAGUCUCGCACCUUCCCGACAGCCCCGGGCAAAGCACUGAUUGUCUCUUGUCUGAUGGAAACUAAUCAGAACCGUCUUCUCUCCCAAGAUGGCGCUUUACAUUUCCAAAAUGUGGGAUAUAUACAUAUAUAUAUAUAUGUCCAUCCCUAAAGCCUUGUACUCGGUUGUAAACAAAUUUUUACUGAGGUAUUUUUCUAGUCAGUCUGCUCACUUACGUCAUGUGACCAUAAUGUAUUUCUACAUGGCUACAAAUAUUAUAUUCCACACGUUUUACAUAUUUACACAGACCCUUUACAGUGAGAUUUUUUGGUGUGCAAUGCAUUGUUGAAGAUAUGUAUCAUGUGUAGAAGAUAUGUAGACAUCUUAGUGUUCAUCGCUGCUAACGACAGUGACGAUGUUACAGAGGAAGGCGCUCAAACACUACAGCUCAGGCGGUUAGCCACUGUAAGCUUCAUGCUAAAAGUUAGUCUCUUCUCUAGCAGACUGCUACUGUCAUGCUUGUGCUUAGUCUGUAAUCAGAAUGGAUGUGCCGGUAGCUAAUGUUACAAAGAUGCUGCCAUGUUACUUUCAUCAGCUCAAGGUUUAUUUUUAGUCCUAAGUUUAUUUUUAGCUAACAUCCUCCCACCUAUCCAUCCUCCUUUCCCGUUGGUGAUGACAUGGGUAGAGGAAACGUUACAAUCUGAAGUUAACAUUGGACCAUGCUGACAAGAUGUUUGAACAACAGAGGUGACAAGAAAUAUUCACGGUAAUAAUCACAGUUUUCCGACCUAAGUACGAACAGCUGAUUUGAUUCUGGAUUUUAUUCUCGGUGUAGUGACCCUUGACCCCUGACUUCAUGUUUAAACGUUGUUUUACUGAGCAGCAGACAGGAUCUUAUUGGAUAGUUUGUUUUUUUAUUAUUUUACGACAUUGCAGACGUUCGCAGGCUAUCGGAUUCCGCAGACAGCAUCAAAUGUAAACAGAAGACACAGGUAGUUCCAUCGCAGCACGGAGUCUGUCCUUGAGUCGUGCACGUCGUCUGUUGACGACAACUCGCUGAUCAAUACAACUUUUGGUCGCCGGGUGGAAUUGCUUUGAUUUGUGUUUGCCUUCCUUUGAUUUUUUAACUUCUUCCGCUUUCUUGACGUCAGGAAUGCGUUUUUGUGUCGGGUGGCGCUGCAUGGCACACCUGCACCAGCUGCACCAGCUGCACCAGCUUUCAUUGCCAAGUACAUUAGGACUUCUCGCUGCGACCGUUUCCGCUGAAAGUUUUCCUAAAAGCCUUCAUUCCAGUGGCUUGGCUGUGUUGUUGUUGGCUGGAGGAAGGUUUCGCUGACCAACUGUUUACACCCAUGUUAUUUUCUGUCGUGAGGUUUACUUUCAAACGGCACAGUGCUGGAUGUUGCUGGAAUAGACCAAGCGUGACAAACAACUUUGAUUUGAUGAUAGACCAGUGAAAAAGUCAAGUUAAGGGGCCAGUGGUUAUUUCAGUGACACUGUAAGUCUGCUACACACUAGCGAGUGAACGUUCAGAUGUAGGAGGUCAGAAGAGUGUUGCAGAGAGAAGAGGACAUGCAGCUUUUGACUCUCCAGACUACUUCACACUCUCCUGUCUACUCCCCUGACGACUUUACACUCUCCUGACGACUCUCCUGACGACUUUACACUCUCCUGACCACUCUCCUGACGGCUUUACACUCUCCUGACGACUUUACACUCUCCUGACCACUCUCCUGACGACUUUACACUCUCCUGACUACUCUUCUGACGACUUUACAGUCUCCUGACCACAUUCUCCUACUUCACACUCUUCUGACCUCACUUCCGUGAUCACUGUUCUUAAAAUAAUGUCUUUUAUACAGAUCCUUGUUUAUAUAAAUAUAUUUAGCAUUAUGACAUAACAAAUAAAGGCAAAAGUGAUUAUCCUUUUUUCCUUCACAUAUUAUUUCUUCGUAUAUUUAAUUAUGUAUUUUAAAAUUAUAUUUAGCAUGUAAAGGUUGUUUUGGUAGGCAUCAAACUCAAAAGUAUGGCGGGGUUAUUUUUGACAGGAAAAAUAAUGUUACAUACGUUAGAGGCAGCUUGAUUUUCUUUAAUCUAUUCUUUAGCAGUGGAAGGUUUUUGCGCUGACCUUACCCGGUUCCUGUUAGUCAAGUGAAGCAGGUGCCAGAGAACUAAUCUCACCGUCAGUAAAGUAAUGUUUCGGUUCUUGCAGAAGAUGAUUUGUAGUUUGAACCACAAUUUUAUUUCCCACUAAAGUGAUGUUUACGGGGAGAUUUAUUGAUGGAACUGGAAGAAAUUUCGUUUCCAACAGUUACACUAGGUCUUCGGCACCUGCUUCAUUCACCGGAGUGGCACAACGUCGAGGGUCCUUACGAUGAGGCUAGUGUAAACAGAUUUCUUAAUCUAGUGUAACUCAGAUUUUUUUGAAUUUUAUAAAAUUAUUUCAUCUUAAGGAUAGUUUGGUUAGAAAUUUUGCUGCUGCCUUUAACAUUUUUCUGACAUUGUAUUCCCUUUGUUAAGCGACGUAAGGGGACACCCUUGUAAACGGGUGUUGUCGACAUACUGGUCACGUGUUAUGUUAGCACGCUGGUCACGUGUUACUGUUAGCAUCCUGGUCACGUGUUGCUGUUAGCAUGCUGGUCACGUGUUGCUGUUAGCACGCUGGUCACGUGCUACUGUUAGCAUGCUGGUCACGUGCUACUGAGCUCUUGAGUCAUGUGACGGACAUCUAGCGCUGCUUAUCAGGGAAAAACAUUUAUAAAGCACAGCUAAUCGUUCGUUUUGUUAGACAGUUCUUUGGCGAUUACAAAAUAAUGUCAGUUAAAUAAACAAUAUUAAGGCCUGAAGCUAAUGCUGUGCCCCUAUUGUGUACAUCCGGGUACUGCGUACAUCGCUACAUCAGUCUACACCAGCAGACGCACCUGUACUGCUGUACAUCGUGUAGACGGGUGUGUUGCUGUACCAUGCUACACCUGCAUGUAAUGCUGUAACAUCCUUGCUGCGUUUAGUCAUUUCAUCUCGGGUCUGGAGCUGGUGUCUGUUAACAUUUUUAUUUUGUUCACUUUAAACAGUGAUUUAACGACAGCAAUCUUCUUUCAUUCAUCCAACGUGUAGGCUUUGUGCGUGUAUUUAGCGCUGUGCUUCCUUCCCAACUGUCAUUUCCAUUCCAAGUAACGGUCACUUUAUUACACACAGUAAACCUGCUCGUCUGUUGGAGUGUGUGUACAUACGUCGCCUGGUUGUACUUACUAACUUGGCUUCAGCAGAUGUGGCGCCACGUGACCAUCUCUGCCUUACUCUGACACGUGUGCUGACGUGGCCCUUGUACAUACAGAGACCAAACAAUGUGUGUCUAGCUUUUGUCCAGUGAAACGUGUAGUGGGCUGGGAAAGAGUUUAGAGAUGAUGAUGACGUGCACAGCUACUGACCCUGCCCUUGUUGACCUCUCGCGCUUUUUUCUUGACGUCACACCUUUCCCGUUUGAGUGUCUUGCCACCAGUCGGGUACCUACGGCUGACUGCCAUUAUCUACCUUUGUGCAGAAUGUUUACCUUUUUAUUUUUGGAGUAUGUUUUACGGUUUGUUUAUUUAUUUGAACUGAAUUAUAGGAUAUAUAAUUCAAUUAGCAUAAUUUGAAACUUCUUUCUUUUUACGUGACUUCUUUGUGUAAGGACAAAGGUGAUAUGUCAUGGUAAGACUAGGAUGUGGUCACGAGACUGUCUAAACAGUAGAAUAGUCGUUAGGUAGUCUGGAACAACGCACACGGUGAAGUUUUUGACAUAAAGCCCAAGGCUGCAGAAUAGAAAGAAAGGUCGAAGGUCAUUUUAGUCACGUGACUGUUGGUUGGUAUCGCUCGGUAGACGUUGUACCUGACGAUACAUCGUUGAAGACUUGUUGUGAGGUAGGUUAGGGACUGCAAUCUCCUUCAGGUGACGAGGAGUCUUCAUACACACAUUUCUAAUUUAUUUACUUCGUUACAUCGGCACAAACAGAAUGUACCCGCCACCCGAUGUUUGCAGUUUGUCGUUUGUGUUGCAGGCGACGCCAACCUGAUUCUCAGUUGCCACCUUUCAACACGUACCCUGAUUCUGUACACAAGGUCUGAUAGAAACUUGACCAAGUCCCACCCCAUGGCUUCAAACAUUUGUUACCCUGGGUAUCGUGGUGUUGGUUGUGGUCGCCAACCGUCACCUGGCAACAGUCAGAUUUGUUUGACGAUCGUUUCAGCGGAUGUUUACCGUAAGAACGUACAGACAGCCCUGUAGUUUCACCCGACCGAGCAGCAGAUACAAUCAAAUUCUCACCUGUAAUCGUUUUAAACACAGACAAUGAAGUGGCCACUUAUUCAAAUGAUUUUGAAUCGAUUCCUCACGAAGUAAAAUAUUUUAUAUCAGAUUUUUUCCCUUGUUUCUAUGCCAGUUAGACUUUUUCAAAAGUUUAUUAUGGGUAAAAGAAUUGAGCUAUGUGUCUUUAAAAAGUUUUUCUUUUAUCUUUUGUAAACUUGUAAUAGGACACAGAUUUUAUUUAAGAUUUGCCCAGAAUUUCUUAUCUUGUUCCCUCAUGUCAAUAUUUAUUUGUUGGAGACUGAUGUUCAUUUCGUUCAGACGCGAGUUUUUCUAGCUCAUGCUCUUAGACAAACAUUUAACCCGCGCUUCUAAAUCUUAGAAUGAAAUCCUCAGUGAAUUAACCCGUGAUCUUAAGUCUCAGAAUUAAAUAUUGACUAAUUAACCCUUGCUCCCAAUUAUCAUAAUUAAAUAUUGACGGAAUCAGAAUUAGUGUUAAAGUUGUUGCAGUAAACAAAUCCACAUUCCAUGACAGGAUCAGUGAUGCCGACAGCUGGUUCUCCAUUCCAGAAAGUUUAGAAACACUUUAUUUUAUAUCACAUUUCUCGACCACUUUAAAAAAUGUUUUUUUUUUUUUAACCCCGUCACUUUGUUUUCAGAGUGACUAUGUUUUCUUGUUAUUGGCUCUGAUUUCUGCUAAAACGUAUUUGACAAAAACGAACUCAUUUACACAUUUCUCAUUCCAUUCAUUUCUUCUCGUUUUUCUUAGUGAUUGCACCUGUAUGUUGUUUUCUGGUCAGAUGAUGUGCAAUAUUGGUAUAUGUGCAAUUAUUGUCCAUCCACUCUCGAGUUUUACUUCUAUUAUUCUGUCAGUCACUUCUUGGUAUACUAUAUUUAUAUAUUAAUAAAGUUGGACCUUAUCUAUUUCAAACAAAA
Messenger RNA from Pomacea canaliculata, 12098 nucleotides. RefSeq names its product nucleolar protein 4-like. The transcript is spliced from 10 exons. The coding region runs from base 2505 to 4559 and encodes 684 amino acids. The record is from RefSeq and is a predicted model, not a curated record. NCBI's taxonomy places the organism in Eukaryota, Metazoa, Mollusca, Gastropoda, Architaenioglossa, Ampullariidae.